GAGAGAGAGAGAGAGAGAGAGAGAGAGAGAGAGAGAGAGAGAGAGAGAGAGAGAGAGAGAAGUGCCACUGGAUGUAAUUGAUUGUCUUGCUAUCAAGAAUAACUUGUUAGUAAUAGUCAAUUCUGGCUGCUUUUGAGGCUGACUGUUUCCACUGAAGCAUCAGAGGUUGUCAGGCUGCUUCUCACUGAAGCUCAACCGUUAUCCAGGAGCUGAGGACAGCAGACGUGGCGUUUUUUAAAGAAAGACUUAAAGUUCUCCAACCCUGCGGCAAAAGCAACAACAUGCUGCUGAUCGGCUACAUCUAAUUCUACGGAUUUGGGGAUAUCUUCUCAUUCAAGUUGCUCUCAAUAGUUUUUAUAAACUGAGCCGUUCUGCAUUGCGCGAAAUCGAGAAAAAAAAAAGCAUAUUUUUAAAACAAGCUAAAAAGACAAAUAAUGACCUCCAAAGAAGACGCAAAAGGCGCCUCGGUUGAGGAUCGAAGGCGCAGUCCGUUGGACCAUCUUCCUCCCCCUGCUAACUCAAACAAGCCCCUCACUCCGUUCAGCAUAGAGGAUAUUUUAAACAAACCAUCAGUCAAACGAAGUUACACAAUUUGCGGCACGGCGCACCUGCUCUCGUCCGGUGAGAAGCACCCAUCCACGGGCCAUCCCCUCUCCAACCGCGCGCUGCUCACCCAGACAUCUCCACUGUGCGCCCUGGAGGAACUCGCCAGCAAAACCUUCAAGGGACUGGAAGUCAGUGUUCUACAAGCGGCAGAAGGAAGAGACGGCAUGACACUCUUCGGUCAGAGGAAUACCCCCAAAAAGCGGAGAAAGUCGAGAACAGCCUUUACCAAUCACCAAAUCUACGAACUGGAGAAAAGAUUUCUGUAUCAGAAAUAUCUUUCUCCUGCUGAUCGGGAUCAGAUCGCUCAGCAGCUCGGGCUCACCAAUGCUCAAGUCAUCACCUGGUUCCAGAACCGUCGAGCCAAACUCAAAAGAGACCUGGAGGAGAUGAAAGCGGACGUGGAGUCGGCCAAAUCAGUAGGCAAUGUACCUUAUGAGAAAUUAGCCAAACUAGCAGACCUAGAGAAAUGCGUUAAUGGCACUCUCGGAGAAUCAGGGGCCAAGUCUCCAACGCGGUCUAAUCACGAGCACGAAGGCACCAACAAACUCCACAUGUCACCAUCAUCACCAUUUACAGACCACACAACGAGCAAAGAGUGUUCCGAGGACGAAGACGAGGAAAUUGAUGUCGAUGACUGAUUUUCCUUGAACAGCAUCGGUAUUAUUUACCUUUUUUUCUGAGAUGGUCCUAGUUGAAAGUGCCAUUAAUGCACCAAAUGUAUUAAAUGACUUGUAUUAAAAGCAAAUAUAAAAAAAAGGAAAAAAACUAAAUCAAAGCAAGCAUGGGACAGUUUCUUCAGAUCUAUUUAUGCAGUGGCAGUAUUGUAAUCAUUUAGCCUAUUCGUUUAAACAGAUAGCUGAAGAGCAAUAAGUACAUUGAUAAUAUUUCAGUCAGAUAUAAACAGACAGACACACACACACACGUAUAGCACGAUCCCCAACGCAGAUUUUUUUUUUUUUUAUCAGGUUCUGACUACAUUGAAUGCAUGUUUUAUUUUGUUUCACGAAAUUAUUUUAGUUGAAACGGCUGCAGAUCAUAGGCCUAGAUAUCUCAAAAUAUCCCGAAAAUGAAUUCACACGCGCAGCCCCCCUGCGUGUCUCUAUUGUGCUUUUUGGUCUAUGACUAAAAUCGUUUGAUAAAAGAGUGUAUUAUAAAACAUUUCCUACAAAAGCUAUAUCACAGGAACAAAUCGACUUCUCUGAUUAAAUCUGGAUUGUCACAUUUUAAUAUAUUUCUUAUGGUUUGUAUGCCUGUAAGUGCCUUUUAAGCCAGGAAACCAUUUAAACCAAGUGUACAAAGUGUAAUGUAUUUAAAAUGAAAUAAAAAUGCCUUUCUCUAAA
Molecule: messenger RNA, 1946 nt
Organism: Rhinichthys klamathensis goyatoka
Lineage: Eukaryota; Metazoa; Chordata; Actinopteri; Cypriniformes; Leuciscidae
Gene: lbx1a
Product: ladybird homeobox 1a
Exons: 2
Coding region: 435-1244 (269 amino acids)
Biological process (GO): regulation of DNA-templated transcription
Molecular function (GO): DNA-binding transcription factor activity, RNA polymerase II-specific; DNA binding
Source: RefSeq, a predicted model, not a curated record